Messenger RNA from Ipomoea nil (Japanese morning glory), 2617 nucleotides. RefSeq names its product tetratricopeptide repeat protein 7A. NCBI's taxonomy places the organism in Eukaryota, Viridiplantae, Streptophyta, Magnoliopsida, Solanales, Convolvulaceae. The transcript has 6 exons. The record is from RefSeq and is a predicted model, not a curated record. Gene Ontology annotation, molecular function: protein binding. Bases 197 to 2311 code for a protein of 704 amino acids.
UUCGAGCCAAAAAGUCAAAAUCCCAACAAAGGAAAAGAAAAAGAAAAGAAGAAGGAAACCACCUCCUUCCUCUCCUCCUCCACUGAUCCAGAAGUUCUUCAACACUUUGGUUUGAGAUUCGUACAAAAGCAUUUCUUUUCUCUCUUUUCCAUUGCAAACCACUGCGUUUCAAGUGAGCACAGGAGGUAGGGCAGAUAUGUCGGACAGUGAAUCGGGCGAUUUAGAACAGAAUGAGAAUGAGCCGUCGGUUCGGGAAUUUUGGGCGAAUGGGGUUUGCAUGCAGACAAGUGAUGUUGAAGCAAAGCUUGACGAGGGUAACAUUCAGGAGGCUGAAUCUGCCUUGCGCGAUGGAUUAUCUCUGAAUUUUGAGGAAGCACGAGCUCUUCUUGGAAGGCUGGAGUAUCAAAGGGGAAAUGUGGAAGGUGCGCUCCGUGUGUUUGAUGGUAUUGAUCUUCAUGCUGCUGUACAGCGAAUGCAACCUUCUACGACCGAGAAACCACCUGUUAAAAAGGGAAAGACGCGGAGUGAUUCAGGAUCAGUUGUUCCACAGCAUGCUGCAAGUCUGUUGCUUGAGGCCAUAUAUUUGAAGGCCAAGUCUCUCCAAAAGCUUGGAAAAUUAACUGAGGCUGCUAAUGAGUGUCAAAGCAUACUGGACGCUGUGGAGAAAAUAUUCCUUAAUGGUUUACCUGACAUGUCAGUAGAGAAUAAGCUGCAAGAAACAGUAAGUCAUGCUGUUGAGCUCCUUCCAGAGGUAUGGAAACAAGCUGGUAACUACUCUGAGGCAAUGUCUGCUUAUAGACGUGCGCUCUUAAGUCAAUGGAGUCUUGAUAAUGAAUGUUGUGCGAGAAUUCAGAAAGCAUUUGCUGUGUUUUUGCUAUACAGUGGAGUUGAGGCUGGUCCACCCAGUUUAUUUGUUCAAAUUGAUGGUUCUUAUGUACCUCGAAACAAUCUGGAAGAGGCAAUUCUGCUUUUGAUGAUCCUCAUGAGAAAAUUUUACCUUGGUAAGGCAACUUGGGAUCCUUCAGUAUUAGAACACCUUACUUUCGCUCUAUCUGUAUGCUGCCAAACUGGUGUUUUGGCAAAGCAACUUGAAGAAAUCAUGCCUGGAAUCCUUAAUCGUAUUGAACGGUGGAAAGUUUUGGGACUUUGCUAUAGUGGAGCAGGCCAAAGCUCAACUGCUUUAAAUCUAUUGAGGAAAUCACUACUUCAAAAUGAAGACCCUGAUGAUAUCAUGUCAUUAUUGUUGGCUGCUAAACUUUGUAGUGAGGACGUACUUAUUGCUUACGAGGGUGUGAAAUAUGCACAGAGGGCUGUAGUUAAUGCUCAAGGCUCAAAUGCGCAUCUAAAAGGUAUUGGUCUUUGCAUGUUAGGCCGUUGCUUGGGGAAUCAAGCCAAAAUUUCUCCGUCGGAUUCUGAGAGAUCUCGUCUUCAGUCUGAAGCUCUCAAAUCAUUAGAAGCUGCAAUAGCCGUAGAACAGGAAAAUACGGAUCUAAUAUUUGAGCUUGGAGUUCAAUACGCAGAGCACCGCAAUCUGAAUGCUGCUUUGCGCUAUGCAAAGCUGUAUCUCGAUGCAACGGGAGGAUCUGUAAUAAAAGGUUGGAGAUUUCUUGCUUUGGUUCUUUCUGCACAACAACGGUUUUCCGAGGCUGAAGUGGUGACUGACGCCGCUUUAGAUGAGACUGCGAAAUGGGAUCAAGGACCACUGCUCAGAUUGAAAGCGAAGCUGAAAACAUCUCAGUCACAGCAUACAAAUGCCAUUGAAACUUACCGUUCACUUCUCGCACUAGUCCAAGCACAAAAGAAGUCUUAUGGACCUCCUCUACGAAGUGCACCUCUGCUACAGUUCGAGGAUGCUAAGGUGAAUGAAUACGAGGUUUGGCAUGGUCUGGCAAAUCUAUACUCUAGCCUCUCACGCUGGCAGGAUGCAGAGAUAUGCUUGGGAAAAGCUAGAGCUCUUGUUGAGUAUUCGCCAGACACUCUGCACAUAGAAGGUGUAAUGCACGAAAGGCGGGGAGAAUUCGGCAAAGCAAUGGCUGCAUACGUCAACGCUCUUUUAUUAGAACCAAAUUAUGUGCCUUGCAAGAUCCUGCUUUGCACUUUGGUGAAUAAGAUGGGCCCGAAGAUGCAGCCAGUAGCGAGAACAUUACUCUCGGACGCACUGAGACUCGACCCUACUAAUCGUAUGGCUUGGCACUUCAUGGGUUGCGUUCACCGGAAUGAUGGCCGGAUAGCCGAUGCUGCCGACUGUUUCCAGGCAGCUUCGAUGCUCGAGGAGUCGGAUCCCAUUGAGAACUUCAGUUCCGUCCUUUGAACUCCCCAAAGGAUCAAAUGUUCAUUCUUUCAUUCUUUAUUUUUCCAGCCUUUUGUUAAAAAAAGAUUUAUCAUUCUUAGAGAGCUUAGCUCCAGUAGGACUUUUAGGGGAUAUUGUUUCAUCCUGUAUUUUCUAAGUGUUUUUAAGUCUAGUCAUCUGAUGUGCACUAUGGACAGAAUAAACGCAGCUGAGCAUCCCGUCAAAGCAGAAAAGUUAUACUACUUUGUCUCAGAUGCUUGUGUAGAAUAUUCUACCGUGUUGACUCCUCCAGUUUCCACUUGAUCAAAAGCAAAAUAAUUAUGAUUC